AUGAAGUCCAUAAAUUCCUUCACUUGUGAUGCAUGUGGUAUUGAUGGGGAUCAAGAUCAAUCCCCACAUCUUUGCAUCAAGUGUCAAGUAAUACUCCACGAGGAAUGCACUUCAUUACCAAACAAAAUCGACACUAUAUGCCAUCCUCACCCAUUGAUCCACUCCUUGUUUCUUGAAGAAAGUGUGUCAUCAGGGAAAUGGAAGUGUAGAAUUUGUGAUUCUGAAUUGAACAGAGACUAUGGGAGCUACUACUGUCCAGAAUGUAAUUUUGCUGUCCAUGUAAAUUGCGCGAUUAGAAAUAUUGAUAGGCAUAACAUUUUUGUCCACGAAGAUCAUACAGAGCCUGCAAUGUUGCCAGCAAAAUGGGUGGAUCCAAUCACUUGUGUAAUCAAGGAAAUCAAAAUUGGAGAGGAUAAGAUAGCUGCAGAGAUCAAACACUUCAGUCAUGAACACAACUUAGUCCUUAUCAAUGACGUUAAAGUUCAGAAACAAUCUCACGCGUGCAUGCUACCGAUCUCUUCUACUGGCUACAUUUGUGCAGAUUGUGAUUUUUUGCUCCAUAAAACCUGUGCCAAUCUUCCUUGGCGAAUACUGGAGACGGGUUUACACUCACAUGGCUUAAGUAUCUUUCCAUCUGCCCCAAAUAUGUUCGCUGUGCAUCAAUUUCAUACUACGGUAAACAUGAAGGACAUAAGCACUCACUCUUCCAUGGAAAGCGAAAGAGCUUCGUUGAUUGCGGUGCCUGUCAUCUUAAAGGAGGCAUCAUAUUUCUCAUGUUUCAAUUGCAAUUUCACCUUAGAUUUUCAAUGUGCAACACUACCCCUUAGAGUGAAGCACAAAGACAACUGGCCUCAUGAUCUUGCUCUGAUUUAUAGUUCAGAUGAUUCUGGUGAAUACUACUGUGAUAUCUGUGAAUUGGAAAGAGACCCCAUGAAUUGGUUCUAUAGGUGUUCUGAAAAUUGCGACUUUGAUGCUCAUCCCAAAUGCGCUCUCGGGAUGUAUCCGUUUGUCAAGUUUGGAGGCACUUACUUGUUCGAUGAAAAGCACCCGCACCCCCUCACAUUAGUCCAGAUGACGAAGGCAAUGAUGAAGAAUCGCCCCGCGUGUGACGACUGUGGUGAGCCUUGCUGGGGCAUAAUCUUCGAAAUUCGAAUGUACCAACUCUGA
Molecule: messenger RNA, 1167 nt
Organism: Tripterygium wilfordii
Lineage: Eukaryota; Viridiplantae; Streptophyta; Magnoliopsida; Celastrales; Celastraceae
Exons: 2
Coding region: 1-1167 (388 amino acids)
Source: RefSeq, a predicted model, not a curated record